This is a messenger RNA of Saitoella complicata NRRL Y-17804, 1930 nucleotides long. RefSeq lists its product as uncharacterized. Bases 1 to 1746 code for a protein of 581 amino acids. Gene Ontology annotation, biological process: regulation of transcription by RNA polymerase II. Gene Ontology annotation, cellular component: SAGA complex. The transcript is spliced from 2 exons. Gene Ontology annotation, molecular function: transcription coactivator activity. NCBI's taxonomy places the organism in Eukaryota, Fungi, Ascomycota, Saitoellomycetes, Saitoellales, Saitoellaceae. The record is from RefSeq and is a predicted model, not a curated record.
AUGAAGGGAGAGAAAGCUUCAGCAACAACCCGACACCCUCCGCCAAGUCCCCUGCCACCCCUCCUGUCAAACUACCUCUCCUCAUCGUCAGAUGCUGCUUCCAUCCCCGACUCCUCCGCUCUCAUCGACCUCAAAAAUGACCUCUCCGCCCUGUCCGAACGCGCACAAGCCCGUGCAGACGCGUUCGAGCGUGAUGCAAAGGAGUUACAGAAACGCGUUGAGGUGUUGAAGGAGAAGGAGAAAGAGAAGAGGGAGCAGAAGGAGGCGAGGAGGGAGGAAAGGGAGAGGGAGAAGGAGAAGGAGAGGGAGAGGUUGUCGAAGAAGACUGUGCCGGGCAAGAGUGUUCCGAGUGCAUCUCCUGCUCCAUCACCAGUUAAGGGUGCGAAGACGGUGCCGGGGAAGACGCCUGCGCCGCAGGUCAAGGCUGAACAGCGAGAACCAACUCCGGCGGCCGUUCCUCCUUCACCUGGUGCACAGCAGAAGAAACGCAAGCUCGAAACCCCCAAAGACCGCAAGGAAAAGGAAAAGAAAGUCAAAACCGUCUCGCCCUCCCUCGCCCCCGCACCCAGCGAACCCACUCUCCCCCGUCCACCACCACCAGUCUUCAAUUUACCCCCACCAGCCGCCCCACCCGUUCCCGUCCGCGACCUCGAUGCCCUCUGGGAAGCCGAACUAGUCUCCACCUACAACCCCACCGAACGCAGCAAACUCCUCGGCGUAGCCUCCUACCCAAUCCUCGACCAAUCCCAAUUCCUCCCCGGCGCAGCCCCCAACGAAGACUUCUCCACCCGUCCCCAAAAACCACCGAACCAAGUCAACAUCGGAACCUACUACACCUACCUCGAACCCUACUUUCGGCCUUUUACGGAGGAGGAUUUGGGGUUUUUGAGGGAGAGGGGGGAUCGGUUGGGGUGUUUUUUGGUGCCGCCGUUGGGGGUGCAUUAUAUGGAGAUGUGGGCGGAUGAGGGGGAUGCGUCGGGGGUGAUGGGUGCGGGUGGGGAGGGUGGUCAGUAUUAUGUUCCUAAGGGGAACGCGGAUGAUUUGACGGAUCAGUAUCUCAUGACGGAGGAGAUCUCGUGUGGACCCCUGACGGAGCGGGUGUUGGCUGCACUUAUCAAGGAGCAGGUUGCGGGGACAGAGGGAUUGACGCUCGCGGACGGCGUCGAGGAGAACGGCGUCCAGGGCGCGAAAGAGGGCGGCGACAAAGCCUGGAAAAUCAGUCAAGUCAGGAUGGAUUACGUGGCUUUCGAGGAACGUCUCAAAAAAGAGCUACUCUACAUCGGACUCCUAACCGAAGAAGAAGUCGACUGGUCCGCCCGCGAGGAUGACGAGAUCUGCGCACAGCUCCGAACACUCCAACGUCAACUCCGGACCGUCUCGACGGAAAAUAUCGCCCGAAAACGCCGGCUGGCACAGCUGACAACUGAACAAUUCGCCUACCAGGAAUACACCACAAUCCUCGACGACCUCGAUAAACAAGUCGAUACAGCUUACCUCAAACGUACCCGUACCCACUCCAAAUCCAAAAAGAAGUCCUCCUCCAAACACCCACUUGACAAAGAUCAAGGAGUGGGAGAGGGUGUUAGGGUACUGAUGGAGAGAAGGAGGAAGUGGAUCGAGAAGUUGGGACCGGUGUUUUUGCCUGUGGAGAGGUUUGUGAGGGGAUGUCCGAGGGAGAGUGUUUUCGCGGGUCUCGAGAAUGAUAUUAGGGAGUUGGAGGAGAGAGGGGAGGAGGAGGAGCAGUAGCUGUAGCUGUAGGUUUGAGAGGGGAGGAAUAGGGGGUUGUAGGGGGGCUGAUAUCGCAGAACAGCGGUGAGUCCGAGUUGGAGGGGUUGGGUUGUGGGCUGGGUUAGCUUUGUGUUGGGAGGAAAUGGUUGCAAGGCGUCCUGUCUUUAUAUUGGUGGUAAUUGAUUUAUACACAUUCUGCAUG